Molecule: messenger RNA, 1347 nt
Organism: Clonostachys rhizophaga
Lineage: Eukaryota; Fungi; Ascomycota; Sordariomycetes; Hypocreales; Bionectriaceae
Source: the annotation of a GenBank genome assembly
AUGCUUCCACCACCGCUCCUGCGCCUUCAAUGUGGUGUCAACUCCUACGAGUGGGGUAAGAUUGGCAGCGACUCUGCCGCUGCCCGUUACGCGGCUGCGACACCCUCCUCCAAUUUCAGCAUCCAGUCCGAGCAGCCCUACGCAGAGCUGUGGAUGGGCACGCAUCCAAAGAACCCCUCCAGAGAUCUCGGAACCGGUCGCACCCUCCUCGAGCUCUUCAGCGAGAACAAAGCACUCCUCUCUUCUGAAAUCGUCUCGAAAUAUGGCGACAACCUGCCCUUUCUGUUCAAAGUGCUCUCCAUCAACAAAGCGCUGUCGAUUCAAGCCCAUCCAAACAAAACCCUGGCAGAGCAGCUUCAUGCCCGAGAUCCAAAAAACUACCCCGACGAUAAUCACAAGCCCGAGAUGGCUAUUGCCAUCACGCCGUUUGAGGGUUUCUGCGGUUUCCGUCCCCUGACUGAAAUAGCCCAUUUCCUCCAGUCUGUACCUCCGUUGAGGACACUGGUGGGAGAAGAUGCUGCCUCACGGUUCAUAAAAAUUGCCAAGGAUGAGCAUGCAGACACCGCUGCACAGAAGGAUGCUUUAAAACAGGCAUUUGCUGGUCUCAUGUCUUCAUCGGCGGAGAGCAUUGGCCGCGAGAUCGCUAACCUUGUUGAACUGGCCAAGUCCAAGGGUGGCGAGUUCGCUGAUGGAGGUGUUCCGUCUACAUCGGGCGAGAUCCUCUCUGAAUUAGUAACUCGGCUCAACAGCCAGUUCGGGUCUGACAUUGGCCUAUUUGUGGCCUUCUUCCUCAACUAUGUUACUCUGCAGCCUGGCGAAGCCUUGUUUCUUGUCGCAGAUGAUAUCCACGCAUACAUAUCUGGGGACAUCAUUGAGUGCAUGGCCGCUUCGGACAAUGUCGUCCGCGCAGGGCUGACUCCCAAGUUUAAGGACACAGAUACCUUGGUAUCCAUGUUGACUUACAACUUCGCCCCUAUCGAGGAGCAAAAGAUGAAACCUACAGAGUACCCUUACGCUACCCUGAAUCGCAAAGGCUAUAGUUCAGCCUCAUCCGUGGACCUGUACGACCCUCCUAUUGAGGAAUUCAGUGUUGUUCGUGCCGCACUCUAUGGUGACGGAAGCAAAGCAACUUUUGAACCUCUGGCAGGCCCAAGCAUAAUUAUCUGCACCGGCGGCAAGGGAAAGAUUUCCGUCGGUCCUAAGACGGAGGAAAUCAAGGAGGGAUACGUUUACUUUGUCGGUGCUACUGCGGAAUGCGUUCUGGAAUCCCAAGGUGAGGAUGGCGAUGAGUUCGUCACCUUCAAGGCAUUCUGCGAGAUCGCCGAGGGCGACAAGGAAAAGCUAUGA